CCUCUCUCGUCUUGUGCAAUAUUCUCUAACUUUUUACUUAUCACGUGAAACAGUGUACGCAAAAAGAGCACAAGUAUAGCCUAUACAAAAUGAAAUUGAAUGCAUGUCAACAUGUUCAAUUAUAGUAUUUGAUGGGCGUGAAAUAGGUUUUUCUGAUUUUUGGAAGAGAGCAAUGUCAGAAAUGAAUUUCUCACUGAUUGCUCUGCCUGCCUCUCUCCACAGCCUUUGUCACUCAAACAUGGGAGAGGCUGGAGGGAGAGAUUUAUACUGUAGGUUUACGUGAGGUCUUGAUUGAGUUAUUAUUGUGUGUCAACGAUAUUUAGUCAGUGGGUGCCACCGUGUAAAUUCCUCAGUCACAUUAUCCAUAGGCAAACACUUGACAGGGUUGACAGUAGGAAAUAGGUGUGGCUGAGAUUUGACUGAAUUUGCCUUGCUAUCAUGUAAGGAUCCCGUUUUGAAGGUGUUGCAGCUACAUUUCUGUUCAUUAGCGACUCUGUUUUAUCAGAUGUGGGCAUGUGGCCAGUACCUAAUAAUAAAGUUGAAGUUACUGUGUAAACAUGUCUGAUAGUAUGUCUGCAUCUGAAAAUGCAUUCUUUCACCAGUUCAGGAAAGGAACAUUUUAUUACUUGAUAAAAACUUGCUUGCAUCUUAUGAUCAGAAGAACACGGAGAGAGAGAGGACAACGUUUGAGUUUUCACCCUGAGGAAGGCGAGCGUAUUAUGAAUUGAAGCUGCAUUAGAAAUACAUUUCAAGUGUGACUGUAUCUGUUUCAAUGUAUACAUUUGAAUCAGAUGUGUUUAGUUAUUAGACCACCAUCACAUUUACAUAUUAUUCAUUUAGCAGACACUCUUAUCCAGAGUGAUUUACAUGAGCAAUAAGGGUUAAGUUUAUACAACACACUGCUUAGAAAGAUAUCGUUAUCUUUUCUCUGUUCAUCUUCAAGGUUGAAGAGUUCAUGUUCUCCCUCCCUGUCCCCUAUAGCAUCGCUCCUUUCCCUCCUAUCACUGUUUAAAGUGCAAACUACAGAGAGAAAGAAUGGAUCAGACGCUGAGCAUUAGAAGCUCAGGGCAAGGUCCAUAGACAGUAUAGUAGCCUAAUCUGCAAGGUUAACUGCAGAUUAAGGCUAACUACUGCUAAUAAAUUAGCAGGCCUGCUGCAGGAGUCAGAACAGGUCUGUUGUCAUCUGGCCUCCUGCCCCUGCGGCCUUGGUGGCCCAGCCAGGUAGGGCCAGCAUGAAGGGUGUCCUCUGAUUGCCACCAGGCUAGUCCUCUCUUCUGAGGUGGCAGGAUUUUACAGAUAAACUGUGAAGGAGAACGUUCACUUGGACUAGAGACUUAUUUUGAAGUAAUUUGACUGCUGAAGCAGGUAGUGAGAUGUGUUUCUAUUUAUUGAAGGAACUUGUCAUUUAAAAAAAAAUAUAUAUUUUAUUUUACCCCCUUUUUCUCCCCAAUUUCGUGGUAUCCAAUUGUGUUAGUAAUUACUAUCUUGUCUCAUCGCUACAACUCCCGUACGGGCUCGGGAGAGACGAAGGUCGAAAGCAAUGCGUCUUCCGAAACACAACCCAACCAAGCCGCACUGCUUCGGCGUGCCUCCAACCCACAGCGUGCCUCCAACCCGGAAGCCAGCCGCACCAAUGUGUUGGAGGAAACACCGUGCACCUGGCAACCUUGGUUAGCGCGCACUGCGCCCGGCCUGCCACAGGAGUCGCUGGUGCGCGAUGAGACAAGGAUAUCCCUACCGGCCAAACACUCCCUAACCCGGAUGACGCUAGGCCAAUUGCGCGUCGCCCCACGGACCUCCCGGUCGUGGCCGGCUGCAACAGAGCCUGGGCGCAAACCCAGAAUCUCUGGUGGCACAGCUAGCGCUGCGAUGCAGUUCCCUAGACCACUGCUCCACCCGGGAGGCCCGGAACUUGUCUUUUUAACCUGUGUGUCAGAUGUGUUUGGGGAGUCCUCCAACAAAGUUGCCAUUCUCCUGAAACUAUCCAGCCAGCAACAAUAACAGUCCCACCAUCCAUCAGACCAUCCCUCAUGGCAACGAUCGUCAUGGAGAGGAUUGGGCGUCUAUUCAUCAACCUCCAGCAGGUACAGGCAGUGCCCCAGAUGCUGACAGAGGUCGCCCCCUCCAUGCCCGGCACGCUACGGGACACCGAAGUCCCUGGGUUCUUCAGAGAGCGCUACAUCCACGCCGGCUACCGACCGCUCCACCAGGGCUGGAGGUACUACUUCCUUUCGCUGUUCCAGCGUCACAACGAGACCAUCAACGUGUGGACCCACCUGCUGGGGUCUCUCCUUGUCCUGGUCAAGUUCCUCCAGCUGGCUGAGACGGUAGACUUCAUCCAUGACGCCCACGCCUGGCCCCUCCUCAUCCUCCUCCUGUCCUCCCUGGCCUACAUGGCCUGCAGCACUGUAGCCCACCUCCUGGCCGCCAAAUCAGAGUUCUACCACUACUGCUUCUUCUUCCUGGAUUACGUAGGAGUGGCUCAGUAUCAGUACGGCAGCGCCGUGGCUCACUUCUACUAUGCUGUGGAACCAGACUACCACCGGUGGGUCUCCUCGGUCUUCAUGCCCACUGCCACCUUCCUCUGCUGCUUGUCCUGCCUGGGCUGCUGCUAUGGGAAGUAUCGCAACCACAGCCUGCGGGUCUGGGUCCGGAAGGUGGGGCAGGUGGUUCCCUCAGCUAUGGCCUAUGCCUGGGAUACUAGCCCGGUGUUCCACCGCCUCCUCCUCUGGCCCACGUCGCACAGUGAUGACAUCACUGCCUUGGCCAGUGGCGUAGUCGGCGACCCGGCUAUAUCCUUCCAUGUGGGCCAGGUAGCCUUCUUCCUCUCCAGUGCAUUCUUCUUCACCAACCCACUUCCAGAGCGUCUGUUCCCAGGCCACUGUGAUUUCCUGGGGCAGGGCCACCAGCUGUUCCACAUCUUCUUGGUGAUCUGUACCCUCUGUCAGAUCCAGGCUUCUCACCUGGACUACCUGGGCCGACGGCCACUCUACACACAGCUACACGGGGAGGGAGGAGCAGCAGCCACUAUCUAUCUGGUUCAGUAUGGAGCCACGCAGGUGGUCUGUAUCUGUAUAGCAGUCUUCAUGGCGAGGAAAGUAAAACGGUUGCUUGACUGCAGAGACAAGUCCAAAUGAAUUGGCUUGGAGACUAUGUAAGAGGGUAGGAAAGUUAUAAUCACUUCCCAGUGGGCAAAACCGGUUGAAAUGGGUUGACGUUAUUACAGCCAGAAACGUUUGCUCAGUUUUGCCCGCUGGGUUGGUACCAAAGUGAUCAAUGUGGCCUUGGUUGACUCCACACACACUGCCUUCCUUGCCUGCUGGAGUUUGUUUUUGAAAUGUACAUUUAUAUUAUAGUAUUAUGUUUCUCUACAGCACCUGUGUCCUUGAGAGAGUGUUGUUUACCUUUUACAUAAUGGAAGUUGAGGAAGCCUAUCACUAGCAUGGUCACAGAUCUGUGACCAUAAGAGUUGGCAAGACUGCACAAACAGAUCUGGAACCAGGCUAGCCUAGCACUGAACAAAGCCUCAAUGAGAUGUAAGAAUGUUGAUAACUUGCAUAGUACUUUCUAUAUUUGCUAUGAUUGCUCACUGUAAUCUUAGAAUAGAUUUGCUUAGUAGUUCUCUGUUUUUCAGUUGGCAUGGUGGUGUCAAAUUAUGUAUGUAAUGUACAUUAUCGUACAUCUGUAAAUUGUUGAUGAGGUUAUGUUCCAUUGCUACAUUUUCCUUUUGAUUGACCAUGAGGAGAAAAGAGUUCCCUCUCUUACCCUGGUCUACCACUGCCAGGACACACUCUUCACUUCAGUGCUGUGAUGUAAACCAGAGACAGGCUCUAAUUGGCUCUUUCUGGACGAUCACCAUGGUGACCUAUAAUAAAACAUUAGUUCAGCCAAUUUGAUUGAAUAAAGGUGUGAGGACAACUCCCUUUAUACAUUGCAACACACAUAGCCAAUCCCAAUUGGUUCCCCAUGCCUUCUCCCUUUGCCAUAUUAAACCUUAUGUGUUUGCAGAUCUGAAGGGUGAUAGGUAAUACGUGUAGUGUUGGAGCUUCCACCAUAUUGCUUCCACCUUACAGACCUGCAAUCACAGGGAUAUGGCCAAGGAGAAGGGCUAGGGAGUGUAUUGGGACCGGCUUUGUUCAUGUUUACCCUUUGUCCAUUACUCUCUGAUUGUGCCAUAUGGUGGUAUCAGUGGAGGCUGCUGAGGGGAGGAGGGCUCAUAAUAAUGGCUGGAGCAAAUGGAAUGGCAUCGUGUUUGAUGUAUUUGAUACCAUUCCACUGAUUCCGCUCCAGCCAUUACCACAAGCCCGUCCUCCCAAUUAAAGUGCCACCAACCUCCUGUGGGAGGUAUAGUUUCCCCUGACUGAUGCAAAAAAAAUACCUUCACAGCAAUGCAGUGUUAUUAUGACAUGUCAGGAAUCAUAACAAUUUGCAGGGCCUUCACAUUUCAGAACUUUGUUAACUUUAUGGCAUUUGUAGAACAGCAAUAAAAACUACUUGAAGCCCA
Molecule: messenger RNA, 4504 nt
Organism: Salvelinus fontinalis (brook trout)
Lineage: Eukaryota; Metazoa; Chordata; Actinopteri; Salmoniformes; Salmonidae
Gene: paqr7a
Product: progestin and adipoQ receptor family member VII, a
Exons: 3
Coding region: 2031-3137 (368 amino acids)
Biological process (GO): response to steroid hormone
Cellular component (GO): plasma membrane
Molecular function (GO): steroid binding; nuclear steroid receptor activity
Source: RefSeq, a predicted model, not a curated record